Molecule: messenger RNA, 1202 nt
Organism: Coffea eugenioides
Lineage: Eukaryota; Viridiplantae; Streptophyta; Magnoliopsida; Gentianales; Rubiaceae
Product: GDSL esterase/lipase At5g41890
Exons: 5
Coding region: 1-1131 (376 amino acids)
Molecular function (GO): hydrolase activity, acting on ester bonds
Source: RefSeq, a predicted model, not a curated record
AUGGAGAUCCAUACAUUUUGCGCAAUAUUGGUUGUCAUCCAAUUGCACGUUUUCCCCUGCGUUUCUUUAACUUCCUUUGUGUUCGGAGACUCAUUGGUGGAUGCAGGGAACAACGACUACUUGUUUACGCUAUCUAAGGCGGAUUCUCCACCUUAUGGCAUCGAUUUCCUCCCUUCCGGGGGAAGACCGACCGGAAGGUUUACCAAUGGCCGCACAAUUCCAGAUAUAAUUGGUCAAGUUCUUGGGGCCACGUCAUUUCCUCCGCCUUGCCUGGCCCCUAACACUACAUCAAACGCCAUUCAUGAAGGAAUUAAUUAUGCUUCAGGAGCUUCAGGGAUUUUGGACCAAACGGGAACGUUCUUUAUAGGAAGACUGACGCUGAAAGAGCAAAUUGGGUAUUUUGAAAAGAGUAGGUCAUACAUGGUGAAUCUAAUGGGAGAAGAGAAGACCAACGAACUCCUAAGCAAAGCAAUCUUCUCCAUUACAAUUGGAUCAAAUGAUAUUCUCAGCUAUUUCCGACCAUCCUUUCCCUUUUCUGGUGACAAAAUAGCUCCAGAAGUGUUGCAAGAUCAUAUGGUUUCCAACUUAACCACGCAGCUUAAGCGACUGCGGUGGUUAGGUGCUCGAAAAUUCGUGGUAGUUGGAGUUGGACCUCUUGGAUGCAUCCCUUAUGUCCGUGCCACCCGCCUUAUCCCAGAGGGAGAAUGUUCGAUUGAAGUAAAUUCGGUGGUGAGAGGCUACAAUAGCAAACUAAAAGAAGGGCUGAAUCGACUCAACAGAGAGGUGGGAUUUGGAGCUGUAUUCGUGUACGCCAAUUCCUACGAUGUCUUCAGAAGAAUGAUACGAAAUUAUCAUCAAUACGGUUUCGAGAAUGGGGAUGGUCCCUGUUGUGGUGGCUAUUUCCCUCCAUUUGUUUGCUUCGAAGGAAAGGGGAAGACGGCAAAUGCAAGCAGCUCAUUUCUGUGCAGUGAUCGAGCAAAAUAUGUGUUCUGGGAUGCAUUUCAUCCAACAGAGGCAGCUAAUCUCAUAGUCGCAGAGAAGCUGUUAGAUGGCGAUCCAAGUGUGUGCUCCCCCAUGAACAUUCGUCAGCUUCACCACACCCCCAUCAUUCCCAUUCACCAACGGAGCUAAGACUCCUUCUUGCUUCCAUUCACACAAUUCGGACUCAAUCCAACAUCAACAGCAACAUCUACUGAUCAUAA